GUGAAAGUCUAUAAAUGAGGGAGGACGCGCACCGUGGCUCCAAUGAAGAGGAGGGGAGCUCCGUGGACGCACCGUGGACUUCUACACGACAUUGUGAAAAACAACAACAACUCCUACUACAACAAGACGCUGCGCGUACACGCUGCAGCGGAGACGUGCACGUUUGUGGAGUACAGUGCCAUGCGAGGGGGGGCUGCAGGAGGCGGAGGGGGGGCCAAGCUGCUUGCGGUUGGAUAUUGGGUCACAUUUGGAUAACUUUUGGGAGAUCCAGGACCUGCGGGAGUGGGAAUUUGGAAGGAUUUAUCCCCUCCUUUUUUCAUUCUCUUAUUUCAUUCAUCCCACCUUUGGAAUUGUACAGCUUUUUUGGGAAGGGGGUGUCAUUUUGGCUGCUGAAGGAUGGCAGCGUGGUUCACCUUCACCCUGGCAUUCAGCACCUUAGCACAGGUUUUUUGCUCGGGUGUUUUUGAGCUGCACCUCCACGAGUUUCGGAACCACAGGGGUCUGCUGGCCAACGGGAGCGCGUGCAAGCCCACCAGCUGCAGGACUUAUUUCAGGAUUUGCCUGAAGAACUACCAGGCCGUGGUCUCGCCGGGGGACUGCAUUUUUGGGAGUACCAGGACGCCGGUGCUGGGCUCCAACUCCUUCAGUGGCACGCCGCCCGGACCCAUCCAGAUCCCCUUCAACUUUGGAUGGCCGGGCUCCUUUUCUUUAAUAAUUGAAGCCUGGCACUCUCCUCGUGGAAAUCUACCUGUAGAUACCGACAACCAGGACUUUUUAAUAAGCUUUUUCGCCAUCCAAAGACAACUGAGCGUCGGCACCGACUGGUCUCAGGACACGCAGACGGCCGAGCAGACCGAGCUGAGGUAUUCCUACCGCUUCGUCUGCAACGACAGCUACUACGGCGAGAGCUGUUCCAAGAAAUGCACGCCGAGGGACGACCGAUUUGGACACUACACCUGCACCAGGGACGGUCAGCUGUCCUGCCUCCCUGGCUGGAAGGGGAAAUACUGCGAAGAACCGAUCUGUCUGGAAGGCUGCAGCGAGAGGAACGGCAACUGCUCCAAGCCUGGGGAGUGCGUGUGCAGAGACGGCUGGCAGGGCACCUUCUGUGACGAGUGCAAGAAGUACCCGGCCUGCAAGCACGGCACAUGCCAGCUGCCGUGGCAGUGCAACUGUCAGGAGGGCUGGGGAGGCCUGUUGUGUGACCAAGACUUGAACUUCUGCACGCAUCACCAUCCCUGUGUCAACGGCGCCACCUGCAUGAACACGGGCCAGGGAAGCUACACGUGCACGUGCCUGCCAGGGUUCACGGGGGUCAACUGCGAGCUGGAGAUGCAGGAGUGCGACAGCAACCCCUGCAGGAACGGAGGGAUAUGCACGAAUCUGGAGAGCGGCUACAUGUGCACAUGUCUGGAAGGCUUUGAGGGCUCGCACUGCGAGCACAGCCUGCUGACGUGUGACGAUUCGCCGUGCUUCCACGGCGGCAAGUGUUGGGAGAAAGACAACGGGCGGAGCUACAUGUGCGAGUGUCCCCGCGGCUACACCGGACUCAACUGCGAGAAGAGAGUGGACAAGUGCACGUCGCUUCCCUGCGCUAAUGGCGGUCAGUGCCUGAUCCACGGUGGCAUGCGUGUGUGCAGCUGCCGUGCAGGAUUUACAGGCCAGCGCUGUGAGAUCAACAUCAACGAAUGCGCCGGCAACCCGUGCAUCAAUGGCGGCACCUGUCUGGACCGAAUCAACGACUACACCUGCGCCUGUGCGGCAGGCUACAGCGGACGCAACUGUGACAAAGUCCUGAACGAGUGCCCCCUUCAUCCUUGCCUUAACGGUGGCGUCUGUACUGGCGGUGGUGGGCCCGGAAAGACCCCAGGGACCUGCGUCUGCCCACCUGGUUUCACCGGUCCAAGCUGCGAGUUUUUUGCCGCCGUGACUUCACAAGUGGGAGAGAUUCAAGACGGCUUCCAGUGGGCGGCGGUCUCCCUGGCCGUGGGGCUGGUGGCGCUGCUGGUGCUGCUGUGCAUGGUGGGCUUGGCCUUGAGGCACAUCUACAGGCAGGCCCGAAGGCAGCACGACGACACAGAGACCAUGAACAACGUGUCCGGCGCUCAGAGGGAUAACCUUAUCCCGGCGUCGCAGUUGAAAAACACCAAUCAGAAAAUGAGCCUGGAGGUGGACUGUGACUCGGAGAAAUCAAACUUUAUCUAUAAAAACUAUCACUUGGACCCUUACAGCUCCAAAACAAAGGAGUUUAAGGACGAGAAGUCACAGGAGGACAAAAGUCUUAUUUAUGACAAGUGUUUAGAAGAGAAAAGACCCUCGAGUAGAGUGUGCAGUGAAAAGCCGGAGUGUAGGAUAUCAACAAUAUGCUCCUCCAGAGACUCCAUGUACCAGUCGGUGUUUGUCAUUGCCGAGGAAAGGAGGGAGUGCGUCAUAGCCACCGAGGUUUAAAACUGUGAGCGACGCAGGAAGAGAGGACACACAAUCGAGGCAGAAUUCAACAUUCUGGAUUGUUUACAAAUGCCGAGGAGAAGAGACUAGAGAGGUUUUUCCAUGUCCACUGCUGCUCUCUGGGACACUUGAGGACACAUGAGGAGCCUACGAGGCGUGAGCAGUGGAAGAACGUUAACUUAUCAUCUCUCAGACUUGUCAGAAGGAGGUGAAGGUGGAUUGCCCGCCGCUCGUUUCCUGGCCUUGUGUGAUAAUCACUCUUACCAGCCAACCAAUCAGUGAAAGUUGCCUGAGAUUUUGAUCAACUUCUUCGCCCCAAAAAACCCUCCAACCGCUGCUGCCACCUUCGCCUUCUAUGCAAAAAAAAACAACAACAAAAAACUCAGGGUGGAGCCCCACAAUCCGACGUCACAAACACUGAGAGUAAUGAAUGUCUGAAGCGUCGUCUGCAAGAAUGAAGACGACAUGCAGCCCAAUUUCACUAGAAGCCUUAAAAGUGGGAUGUGUCGCUUCUUCUGUGCCCUUGCUCGUCUCCUCUUGGAUUGUUUGCACUACAAAAAAGAAAAGAAGGGGGAGAAAUUAACAAGGUAUGGAAGCUCCUUGCAUCACUGAAAGAAAAAAUAUCCCAAUGGUAAAUCAGAACUAUGAGGUAAAAAGUCAGAAAUAUGAGAUAAAGUAAUAAAUUCUAAGAUAAAAAGUAUAAAUUACGAGAUAAAAAGUCAUAGUUAUGAAAUAAAUCGAAAUUAUGAGAUAAAAAAGUCAUAACUAUGAGAUAAAAAGGUAAAAUGAUUUUUAAAAAAAAGUCAUAAUUAUGAGCUAGGAAAGUCAUAACUAUGAGAUAAAAAGGUAAAAUGAUUUAAAAAAAAAAAAAAGUCAUAAUUAUGAGCUAGGAAAGUCAUAAUUAUGAGAUAAAAAGGUAAAAUGAUUUUUUUUAAAAGUCAUAAUUAUGAGCUAGGAAAGUCAUAAUAAGAUAAAAAGUUGCAAUUAUGAGAUUAAAAAGUCAAAUUUAUGAUAAAAAAAAGUCAUAAUUACAAGGUAAAAGGUCAAAAUUACAAGAUUAAAAUUCAAAUUAGAUAAAAUGAUAAAUUAUUAGAUAAAAUGAUAAAUUACGAGAUAAAAAAUCAGUUAUGAGAUAAAUCGAAAUUAUGAGAUAAAAAGUGAAAAUUAUUGAUUAAAAAAUAACAUAAUUACGAGAUAAAAAGUCAAAAUUACGAGGUUAAUAGUCAAAGUGAUGAGAUAAAAUUAUAAAUUGAGAUAAAAAGUCAUAAUUAUGAGAUAAAAAAAGUCAAAUUUAUUAGAUAAAAAUUCAAAUUUAUGAGAUAAAAAUUCAAAAUUACGAGAUUAAUAGUCAAAAUGAUGAAAUAAAAUGAUAAAUUAUGAGAUAAAAAGUCAUAAUUAUGAGAUAAAAAGUCAUAGUGAUGAGAUAAAUCGAAAUUAUGAGGUAAAAAGUGAAAAUUAUGAUUAAAAAAAGGUCAGAAUUAUGAGCUAGGAGAGUCAUAAUGAUGAAAUAAGAAGUCUCCAUUAUGAGAUAAAAAGUCAAAUUUAUGAUAUAAAAAGUCUAAAUUAUGAGAUACAAACUGCACAUGUGCCACCUUCCUCUCUGGAGCCUUCAUCACUCGGCACAUGCGCGGUUUAUUUUGGACUUUUUAUCUCAUAAUUAUGAGCUUUUGUCUCGUAAUUAUGACUUUCUUAUCUCAGAAUUUACUUGUAACCUCAUAAUUUUGAAUUUCCAUCGCAUAAUUGUGACUUUCUUAUCCCAUAAUUGCAAGACUUCCCGUUGGGAUAUUUCUUUCCUUUCAGUGCCGAAGCGGGCUUGCAUCAUAACAAAGACUCUGAAGAGAAAGUAUGCAUAGAAAAGUGUUUCUAUGCAACCCAAACGAGAUCAACACAAAGACCGUCACACCACCGCCUGCCUACGACACAUUUCACAACUACAGAACCACUUGUUUUUUUUUAAGUGAUUAUUUCCAGAGAUUAAUUUAAAUACGACACAUUGCUCUUUAUAUGUUUUAUAAUAUUAUUUUGUAUAUAAUGCAUAUUUAUAAGGACCAAACUUCUGAGGAAUAAAUUUUUUGUGGAAAAAGAAGGGUUCAAAGGUACUUUAUUUUGAAAAGAGUACAAAUGAUGAUCAGAUGUGGUUUGUAUUUAUUGCUCCUCACGGAGGAUCACUUGUAAUUGGACAAAUGCAACAUGGCUUGAGAAGAUGAAACCCAGCUGAACGUUUUUGGACAUCAUCGCCGCUUUACGUCAUUCCUGGAAUCGCCUCUGGCUCUUAGCCCACCCUGUCUUCUCCCCCCAAAUUGGCUUGAAAUUCAAAUCCGUUUCCACGGAUACCACCCCUCCACCCACACCCCACCCCGAGCUGGAAACGAUGAAACAAAGCUUAAGCACGAGGGGGGCAAAGAAAGAAGUGGUAUGCCCCCCACCCCACCUCUCAUAAUGCUCUCACACACGCGUCACCAUAAAAACAGAUGCUGCAAGGGGGGCCCAUUAAAAAAAAAAAAAAAAACAGCAGCAUAUGCCAGCCAUAAAAUAACACACACGUGCACACUCCCCAACUGCCGGCCUCCCCCUCCAGGGUUAAGAGCGAUAUUUCACUACCCGCUUCUGUACCACCCACUC
Molecule: messenger RNA, 5070 nt
Organism: Dunckerocampus dactyliophorus (ringed pipefish)
Lineage: Eukaryota; Metazoa; Chordata; Actinopteri; Syngnathiformes; Syngnathidae
Gene: dll4
Product: delta-like 4 (Drosophila)
Exons: 11
Coding region: 397-2448 (683 amino acids)
Biological process (GO): Notch signaling pathway; heterophilic cell-cell adhesion; multicellular organism development
Cellular component (GO): protein-containing complex; plasma membrane
Molecular function (GO): calcium ion binding
Source: RefSeq, a predicted model, not a curated record